Messenger RNA from Neltuma alba, 342 nucleotides. RefSeq lists its product as uncharacterized. The coding region runs from base 1 to 342 and encodes 113 amino acids. The transcript has a single exon. The record is from RefSeq and is a predicted model, not a curated record. Lineage: Eukaryota; Viridiplantae; Streptophyta; Magnoliopsida; Fabales; Fabaceae.
AUGGACAAAGCUGGUGAAGAAAGGUUAUUUCAGCUUCAAGAGAUAGAAGAAAUGAGAUGUGAGGCCUACAGCAACUCCCGGAUAUAUAAGGAAAAGUGCAAGGCUAUUCACGACAGUGGUAUCUUGAGAAAGAAUUUUAAGCUUGGUAACAAGGUCCUUAAAUUCAAGGCCCGAUUCAAAUUUAGAGACAGGAAGCUCAAAGAAAGAUGGGAUGGACCUUACAUCAUCACCAAGGUCCUUGGCUAUGGAGCAUUUGAGCUCAAGGAUAAAAAGCAUGGCACUAAACAUCUAGCUAAUGGACAUCUCCUUAAGCUUUUCUAUGACAAGCCUGCAGAACCGUAG